This is a messenger RNA of Magnolia sinica, 2470 nucleotides long. RefSeq names its product probably inactive leucine-rich repeat receptor-like protein kinase At5g48380. Gene Ontology annotation, biological process: protein phosphorylation. Bases 475 to 1623 code for a protein of 382 amino acids. Gene Ontology annotation, molecular function: ATP binding; protein kinase activity. Lineage: Eukaryota; Viridiplantae; Streptophyta; Magnoliopsida; Magnoliales; Magnoliaceae. The transcript has 2 exons. The record is from RefSeq and is a predicted model, not a curated record.
CUGGUAAGAUGAAAGAAUUACCCACAAAAUCAUAGUUUUUCAAUUUCCAAAACUCAGGUGGGCCAUACCAUCUAAAUUUAGUGGUUCUAAGCUUAUAUAGUACGGGGUGACCGACAUGAAUGCUGAAUCUGCGUGUUUUUUUAAUAGAGGCCGUAAACAAGAGACGGAUCCACUGAGGGAUGCGUUGAUUUCUUUUUCACACACGUUUAUCCGUCUCUUUACGAAUCUAUGAUGGUUGUAUUCCACUCUUUUUCCACAAAUCUGUCGACUUUUUCUUUUUCUUUUAUUUGUUUCUGGAUUUCGAUGGAAGGUAGAGGCAGAGUUGAAUUGUAUCCUUCUCAUGUUUUGAGUUUUAAUGGGUGAUGGGGAUUUUGAAUUCUUGGGUGGGUUUUGUGGGCUUUGCUUCUUUGCUACGUAUGGUGAGUGAAUGAAGUUGAAUUCCCUUUGGAUGCAUUGAAAGAACCUACUCCGAAAAUGUCCGAUAGUAGCGUCAUCAUCGGCGCAGCCAUCGGCAUGGCCAUCGGAAUAAUGAUAAUACUAGUACUUCUAGUCCCUCUUGUUCUGCAGUCGAGAAAGAAUAAGAAAGAAGAAGACUUUGAAGCAAACAAGCCCAUGAAGAGUAUUAAAGGAACCAAAGACAUCAAGUCCGAACAUACCGCUCGAAGUUAUGGCAAUGUCCACAUCUCCACAUUCGAGAAGACAGUCCCGAGAAUGAGGUUGAACAAUCUACUGAAAUCCGCUAACAAUUUCAGCAAAAACAACAUUAUCGGAUCAGGGAGAGCAGGCACCGUCUACAAGGCGAUUCUUCUUGAUGGUUCUUCUCUUACGAUUAAAAGGCUUCAUGAUUCUCAAAAUUCCGAGAUAGAAUUCAUGUCCGAGAUUUUAAUGCUGGGUCACUUAAAACACCGAAACGUGAUUCCUCUUCUGGGUUUUUGUAUUGCCAGAAACGAGAGGCUUUUAGUAUACAAGUACAUGCCCAAAGGAACUCUGUUUCAGCAGCUACAUGAGAGACACAUGGAAUGGCCUCUGCGGCUGAAAAUUGCAAUUGGGGUGGCGAGAGGCCUUGCAUGGCUUCAUCACAGCUGCGAUCCUUGUAUAAUUCACCGCAAGAUAAGCUCCAAACGCAUCCUUUUGGAUGAAGAUUACGAGCCAAAAAUAUCCAAAUUCAGAUCCGUUGUGCUUAUGAAUCCGCUCGACACCAAUGUGAGUGUUCGUGUAAAUAUCAAAUCUGAUGAUAUGAGUUUGGUUGCUCCUGAAUUCAGAAGCAAGGUUGUGGGCAGUCGAGCUGGGGAUGUAUACAGCUUUGGUGUGGUGAUGCUCGAGCUGAUUACUGGACAAAAACCUACUAAAGUGGUGAAUGCCCCAAAAGGCUUCAAAGGGAUUCUGGUGGAGUGGAUUGCUUAUGUUGAGAAAAAAUCUCGUCUUAGGCACGCCAUCGACAGGUCUUUGAUAGGAAAGGGCUGUGAUGAGGAGCUCCUCCAGUUUCUAAGACUUGCAGUUGCUUGCGUUGUGUUUGAUCCUGACGAGAGGCCUACAAUGCUAGCAGUAUACCGGCAUCUAAAAUCUUUUGGGAGGAGAUACCAUUUCAAAGACGAAGAUGAGAUGCAACGGCCACAUAUAUGAACCGAUAUGGAUGGCCCAGAUCAACUUAUUGUAGGGCAACAAAUACAGUAAAUUCAGCAGAUCAGUUUGAACAUGCAAAGAAUUGCAAUCGACACCAAAGCCAGAAAAAUCACAUCGUUUUAAUCCUUGAAUUCUGCAGACAUGACGUAGGACUCGGAACAUAUACAUUCUAGCAUGGUUGGACCAAAAGAUGGUGAACUUCAAGUUGUCCACAACCUUUGAUCGGGGCAUCCUCACGGGCACAUGACCUAUCAAUUUUUACUGUGACAGGCCAUUUGGGGUGAACCGACUCACAAUGUUGGUCUAAUCGGUCUGUUUCACCAAAAAGACGUGUACCUUUAGAUCAAAAAUGAAAUUUUAAGAAAAAAUUGCUACUUUUAGUAAUUUUAAUUUUUGUAAUAUUUUCUUAUUUUUAGAGUUUUAAAUUUUUUUCUUCUUUUUUAGAAAUAACUUGUAAUCAUGCUAAGACUCUUCUAGUAAAAGUUUAUUUGAAUUUUAUUUUUUUUAAAAUUAUGUUUUAGAAGAGUUUUACUAGAAUUAGAAUUUUGCUAUUUUUGGUAAUUAUAAAUUUUGGUUUUCUUUUCCUUAUUAAUGGUGUAAUAGGGACACACAUUAGACAAUUAUCAUUAAGCUAUUUUCAAUUUUAUUAGAAUUUAUUUAUUUUCUCUCAUGAAUUCGAGGAAUCUCUGUGAGGCGUCCUAAGAAGCUCCAUGAAUUUAAAGUAGUUAUUCUUGAGGAAGAAAGUGAUCGAGUCAUCACGUCCUUCCCUGUGUUAAGAUCAAAGAAAUCCUCUUCUGUAUAUUGACGAUGUUUUUUCGAUUGAUGAAUGCUUUUCUUUUUCUUUUUA